Molecule: messenger RNA, 7038 nt
Organism: Colletotrichum destructivum
Lineage: Eukaryota; Fungi; Ascomycota; Sordariomycetes; Glomerellales; Glomerellaceae
Product: Putative Acyl transferase domain superfamily, peptidase S9, prolyl oligopeptidase, catalytic
Exons: 7
Coding region: 1-7038 (2345 amino acids)
Biological process (GO): fatty acid biosynthetic process; secondary metabolite biosynthetic process; proteolysis
Molecular function (GO): serine-type peptidase activity; phosphopantetheine binding; 3-oxoacyl-[acyl-carrier-protein] synthase activity
Source: RefSeq, a predicted model, not a curated record
AUGUCUUCACUAUCCGACCCUAGCAUAUCGGCCGCUUUCUUUUGCCCUGCCCCCAGCCUAGCAACCGGCGCAGACUUGGAUCGCGUGCGUGACGUCUUCAUUUGCCAUGAACCCUUGAAGAGAAUUGGCGACGCGCUUCUGGAGUUUGGGGAUGUGUGGAACCUCAUUUGCAACAGCAAAGGCGCGAAACCCAACUUUAGCAAGCGCGGUGGUGAAUAUGCCAGCUUCUUUAAGGACUGGAUCACGUUGGGAAAGACGGAGGGGCUCGCAGGCCAGUCGUCGACGAUGGUCACGCUCCCGGUGCUCCUGCUGGACCAUCUGGCCCAGUACUUCCAGUUCCGCAACCUGUCCAGACAGAGCCACUCGCAGGUGCUCGCCGGCCUGUCGGUGGGCGGUUGCCAGGGUUAUUGCGGCGGUCUCCUGGGUGCUUUGUGCGUGGCAAGCGCCGUGGACGACGAGGAGCUUGUCAUUCGAGCGGGCAACUGUCUCCGAGUGGCCUUCGUGCUUGGAUUUUACAUGUCGGAAGACGAGGACGGGCCUCGUGAAACCCGAAGAACCACCCUCAUAGUUCGACUCAAGUACGAAGGCCAGCAUGAGGAACUGACAAGUCUGUUUCCGGGGGUCUACCCGGCCGCCAUGACGGAUCCGAGAAACAUUUGCUUUGCGGGAACGGAGGCUGCAAUCGCACGGCUCGCGAAGUACGCCUCGGACCAGGGAAUGCACGCGCAACACACAUAUCCCACGGGCAGCGGCCACGACCCUCAUAACAGGUCCUACGUCGACAGUAUCAUGUCCCUCGUCUCCAACCAUCAGUUUUUGAAGCUGCCCACGAGAGACCAACUACAGGUGCCCAUGAUGUCCAAUUGGGACGGGAACCCGUUGCUCUCUGACACCAACGUCGCUGAGGAUGUCGUCGGCAACAUCGUGGCCGGCCGGUGCCACUGGUCGACAUUGGUCACCAAGACAGCAGAAAGACUCCGAGAGAGCGGCUCCUCUACCCACUGCAUCCUGAUCCUGGGCCAAGACUGCGUUUCUCAACGGUCCUUCCAGCAGGCUUCCCUCGUCGUCUCCAAAAUCAACCUCGUGAAGACGGUGCGAGAAAUCGACAAGGCCAAGGAGGCCGAACUCCCCGACGAUGCUGUGGCCAUAGUGGGCGCGGCCCUGCGUCAACCGGGAGCCAACGACCUGGACGAGCUCUGGGAGGUGAUGGUGGAGCGGAGAUCCAUGUGUGAGGAGGUCCGCCAGGAUCGUACUCCUCUCGAGAGCAGCUUUCGAGCAAGAUUCGACCAAAACUAUAAUACACACGGGAGAAAGUUCUGGGCCAACUACAUCGACGAUGUGAGAGGCUUUGACCACGAGCUGUUCGGGAUCACGCCACGCGAGGCCCAGCUCAUGGACCCUCAACAACGUCUCCUGUUGGAGGUCUCGUACGAGGCCCUGGAGGCCAGCGGGUACCUGGCUCACCGGAACUACCGCCGCCGAGACAACGAUAACGUCGGGUGCUUCAUCGGGGCUACGGUGGUGGAGUACGAGGAGAAUACCUCGUCUCGCGCGCCCACGGCCUACACCGCCACAGGCACGCUCCAGGCCUUUCUCUGCGGCCGCCUCUCGUAUUACUUUGGCUGGAAAGGGCCGUCCGAGACGAUCGACACGGCCUGCUCCAGCUCACUGGUGGCCAUCAACCGGGCGUGCAGCGCACUCCGCGGGGCCGAGUGCAGGAUGGCCGUCGUCGGCGGCUCCAACGUGCUCGGGGGGGUCAACCUGUAUCUGGACCUCGCCAAGGCGCGGUUCCUCAGUCCUACAGGACAAUGCCGGCCGUUCGACCGGGACGCCGACGGGUACUGCCGAUCGGACGGCGUGGGCGUCCUGGUCCUCAAGCUGUUGAAGGAUGCAAAAGCCUGCGGCGAUCCCAUUCUCGGUGUGAUCACUGCCGUGGGCACGAACCAAGGCGGCUUGUCCGCUUCCAUCACUCUCCCCGACCAGCGUGCUCAAGUCGAGCUCUUCCGGCGGAACCUGGACGCCGCGGGACUGGAGCCGUCCGACAUCUCGUACGUAGAAUGUCACGGGACAGGCACCAAGGCCGGCGAUCCCAGCGAGGUCGGGGCAGUGCUCAAGGUCUUUGGGGAUGCCCGCCGGGACGCAUCGCUCUACAUCGGGUCCGUCAAGGGCAACAUCGGCCAUUGUGAGCCGGCGGCGGGAAUCACGGGUGUCUUGAAGGUGCUGGCGAUGUUGAGAAAGGGGAAGAUCCCUCCCCAGGCCAGCUUUCAGUCCCCUAACCCCAGCCUACCGCCCCUGGGCCCCUCCAAAGUCGCCAUACCAACCACCGUGAAGGUGUGGGACGCGCCCCGUCGGGCUGCUGUUGUGAACAGUUACGGUGCCGCCGGAAGCAAUGCCUCUCUGAUUUGUUGCGAGUACACCCGCACCCCGAGCUCCAGUGUCUGGGGAUGGUGGCUUCCGACGUCCAGCGGACCCGGCCGGGGGGAGACAACGGGCCGAGCGCCGAGCGCGCUGCCUCUCAUGCUGACGGCGGCAUCUCCGAGCAGCGUCAAGGCCAACUGCCUAGCCGUGGCUGCUGCCCUGCGUCGUCAAGACCGGCCGUCUCCGGUGGAUGCGGCAUUCACCCUGAGCGAGAAACGAGAGCGCCACGCUUUCAGGAUCGUCAUGACGGUGGCCAACGACGUGAACCAGAUGGUCCAAAAGCUGGAGGAGAGCGUCGCUAUCCAAGCAGAAGCAGUAGCAGUAGCAGCAGCAGCAAGCGUGACAAAAAUCCCGGCCAAGCCCCGGCAUGUCGUCCUUGUUUUUGGCGGGCAGUCGAGACGAGCCGUUCACCUUGACCGACGCUUGUACGACACCAAUGCGAGGUUGCGCGAGCACAUGGACGAGUGCCACAAGGUGGUUCUGGAACUCGGCUACGGACCGAUCUUACCCGCCAUCUUUGACCGCCACCACGACGCCGGCUCUUCCUUCAGUUCCCAGGACGUUGUCGUCCUCCAGCUGGCACUGUUCCUGAUCAACUACUCGUGUGCCCAGUGCUGGCUCGAUGCUGGCCUGCAGGUCGAUGCCGUCAUUGGCCACAGUCUUGGCGAGCUCGUGGCCCUCGUCUUCUCGGGGGCCCUCAGUCUUCGCCAAGGGAUCCAGGCCGUGGCCUCGAGGGCCUCUUUGAUGAAGAGCUGCUGGACAGGUGAGAGGGGAACGAUGCUCGCCAUACACGCAGCCGAGCCGGUCCUGACGGAGCUUCUGGCUGCGGUACAGGGUGGUCUGGAGAUUGCCUGCUACAACUCAGCCUCGAGCCACGUUGUUGUCGGGACUGCGGCCGAGGUCGUCGCCGCCGAGACGUUCCUUUCUAAGGCGUAUCCUUCCGUCAAGCAUCAACGUGUCGACACCACCCACGGAUUCCAUUCUCGCUUUACCGAGGUUCUCGUGCCUGGUCUACGGGAAUUGGAAGAACUACUCGACUACAAGGAACCCUGGAUUCCCCUGGAACCAUGUGUACGACGAGACGACGACGGUCUUUCGGAUCCGGGUUCGGGUCCGGUGGUGUCAUCCGGGCAUAUCGCCCGCCAUGUGCGCGACCCGGUCUUCUUCGGCGACGCCGUCCAGAGGAUCGAAAAGCGCCUCGGAUCCUGCGCGUGGCUGGAAGCAGGGUUCGACUCGCCCGUCAUCCCCAUGGUCAAGAGGGCCGUUGCGAACGCAGAACGGCACUCCUUCCACCCCAUGAGGAUUCAUGACGCAGACGCCGACAUUGACGUUGCACUUAGUAACGCGUUUGUGAGUCUAUGGCGUGCAGGCGUCGAAGCUACUUUCUGGCCCUGGCUGCGAACCGACGACGCCGGAUCCGGUCACGAUCCCAACAGUCCGAGACUUGUAGCCCUACCCCGUUACCAGUUCUCGCGCACUCCUUUCUGGACCCCGGCCAAGGAUAACUCAACCGACCUAAAGGCGAAGACCGAGGAAGAUGCCGAGAGGAUCAGAAUGCUUGAGGACAAGUUGCAGACUCUGCUCUCCAAUGUAAAACAAACUUCGAGCGUCGGUGGUCCGGAGACGCCCAGACUCGUGACGCCUCACAGUCGAGAAAAGUUCCGGUACACCGUCGACACAAGGUGCCAGCGAUUCCGGAAGAUUGUGAGCAGUCAUUCCGUCAGAGGACGCCAUCUCUGUCCGGCUUCACUGUACUUGGAAUGUGUGACCAUGGCACUGAAGAUUGAGCGAGGCGGCGGCUCUGAUGCAAGUGUUUUCCUCGCCAAGGGCAUGGAUCUCGUGUUUGCAGAUCUCUUCUUUGACAAGAUGCUCGGUUCCUCGCUGGACAGAAAAGAAGUCUGCAUUCUUCUCCAGCCUCGGCCGGGCCAGCACUCUUCUUGGAACUUCUCGUUCGAGAGUAUCGACAAGACGGGGGACGUUAAUGGCGAGGAGGGGGGUAGAUCUUCUGCACGCCCUGUGGUUCAUGCAAGAGGGACAAUUCGCGUCGAAACCUCUCCCAGUUCUCGGCACCUUGAGCAUCUGCUUGAAGAGCGCAUGAGCCAGCUCAGACACCAACCGGGUGGUGUCGAAAGGCUCCUCUCUGGACGAAUAUACUCGCUGUUCACAACGGUGGUCGACUACGACCCUCUGCUGAGGGGUCUCGACGCUAUGAACCUUCACGGAAACUCAUUCUCCGGGGUCAUCAAGAUACCUAGGCCGCCCUUGGCCCCGGAAGAGAGCUCCGUUCUGGAUAUCGCUGACACGUGCGUCGUUGACAACAUCGUCCAACCUCUCGGGCUCGCCAUCAACACGGGAGAUCACUGCGGCCCAGGAGACGCCUAUCUAUUUUCCGGUUGCGAGAGUUUCGCGCUAUCUAGUCUGUGCCGCCUCGACUCCUUGGAGUCCCCAGCAGAAUUCGAUGUCGUGGGCAGUUUCAGACAGGCGGACGACAGGCUCUGCGAAGGCGACAUCUAUCUAUUAUCUGGUGGCAAACUUGCCGCAAUGGUCCUGGGAGCGCGCUUUAACAGGCUUCCCAUCAAGAGAAUCGAAGCCAUGCUGGAUCGCUUGACACCAGCGUCCGCCGCGCCUGGAGGUGAACAGCUUACAGCUAAGAUGAGGUCUCCUGGCUCUUCAGCAGCACCGUCCCUGCUUCAAAAGCCUAGAAAAGCCUUUGUUGAUCCGGUCUUACAAGGUCUUGCCAGUGGCCGAGAAGGUCGGAGACAAAGUGCUAUUGGGGUCCCCCCCGCUGGUGUUAGUAACAAAUCUUCGGCCUGCGAGCAAACAGUCCACGAGACAGACAUCGGGCGUCACAAUGAUUCUCUACGCCAGCUCAUAUCCAAGUUCUCCGGAGUCCCAGUCUCCGCUCUGAAGCCUGGAAAUACUCUCGGCGACGUGGGGCUGGAUUCUCUUGCCGUCAUUGAGUUUUGCGACGAAUGCCGGUCUCAGCUUGGGAUAGAGAUAUCCCAAGGGGAGGGGGACCUUACACAAACCACCAUCGCGUCCCUCAUCCUCAUAGAGGAGACCUCGCGUCAAAGUGGUUGUAGUAGUUCCUCAGCGUUGAAGCCGCCUCGUCUUGACUCGACGUGCCCAGUUGACUGCCAGGCCACAAAUCCCAGGAAGCAAAACAGCCACCAAGCCACAGCCAACAACAAUAGUGAAAACAACAACAACAACAACAGCUUGCUGGUUGCGCAGGCGCCGCCAAGAAUCAAACCACCAGUAGACACAUCUUGGGGCCUGAGGCCAGUUCACAACACCGACAAAUCGUUGCCCUCAGGCCUUCAGCGCGUCCGGAACAUCAUCUCACUGCACUCUGGAACCCCCGUCGAGCAAGUCGACGUCUCAGAGACGCUGAUGAAUCUUGGGGUCGACUCGCUGGCUAUCGUAGAGAUCCGCGAUAGCCUCCAAGAGGCUUUUGGUGCUGCUGGUUUCGACGAGAACCUCAUCGACCUGAACACGACACCUGAGGGCGUCUGGGAGGAGGACACAUGGCGCGGCAAAGUGAUGAGCAAAAUAGAAGAUUUGUGCGGCGUGCCUAAAACAACCAUGUCUCCGACGGACACUCUCGCCAAUCUUGGAUUUGACUCCCUCGCCAUCGAGGAGCUGCGGGAUAUCUUGCAGGUCGAACUUGGCCCGGACAGUCUCCAAUCCCUUCCGACCCUCUCUGAGCUGACUAUUGGCGAUAUUCUGACUGCCUCCCGGGCGCCGCUGGGCGUCGUGCCUGUCAGCGUGGACUACCGCCUCUGCCCAGAGGUGAGUUUCGCCCAAGGGAUAGCGGACGUUCUCGAUGCGUACCGUUGGGCUCUCCGUGAUCUGCCAGGCAUCCUCCGUUCCCGGGCAGUCGAGGUCGACCUUUCAAAUGUUGUCGUCAUCGGAUGGUCGUCUGGGGGACAUCUCGCCGUGGCCUUGUCCUGGCUCAUCCAGGAAAAUGGCCUCCCGCCUCUCAAGGGUAUCAUGACACUCCACGCACCCCUAUCGUGGGUAGAGGGUGCCGUUCACGAACACUCUCCAAAACGGGCCAUCCCCGACGCCGCACUCCCCUUGAUCAAGAGACUCGUGGCUAGCGUGCCACGAAAACCGUUGGUCUCCGCCGACGACGUGCUAGCACGUGGUUUCGCCACGGACUUCCUCGGCCUCAAAUGGGCGCGGCCGGAUGACCCGCGCUCGCAGCUCAUGGCUGGGGUGGUCCGCGAGGUCCGGGGUCCGUGUCUGCCGCUGCUCCUCAAGGGGUUGCCGCCGUCCAACGAUGAUCAGAGCAUCGCGCGCGCUCUGGAGCCGGUAGACGCGAACCGCGUCGUGUCACUGUGUCCCAUGGCCCAGGCCCGGCGCGGCCGCGUCAAGACGCCGACUAUCGUCGUCCACGGCGUCGAGGACGACAUCGUGCCGCUACAGGAUGCCCUGGUCUUCCGAGAUCUCCUUCACCAGCAUGGUGUGGAGUGUUCAGUGCUGUCCGUUUCCGGCGCCGGUCACGGCUUUGACAUGACGUUGAGGUAUGGCUCGGAGAGAUGGGAGGCGACUGUGCGUCCGGCGAUGAAUCUAUUGUUCAAAUACUUGAGGCAAGACUCGGAUCGGAUUAGGUAA